AUGUUUACCUUUGUAAAGCAGCAGCAGCAGCAGCAGCAGCGGCUGCUGCUGCUGCAGCAGCUGCCCUCCCGGCUAAGCCCCCACUGCCUGGGGGCCCUCCUGCGGCAGCUUUGCGAGGCCCAGGGGCCCCCCGUCUUUGAGGCCCCCCUUCUUUUUGCUGCUUGCUGGGCAGCACAAAACCCUUCAGCGGUACGGGAGCAGCAGCAGCAGCAGCAGCAGCAAGAGCAGCAGCAGCAAGAGCAGCAAGAGCAGCAAGAGCAGCAAGAGCAGCAAGAGCAGCAGCAGCAACCGGAGCAGCAACCGCAGCAACAGCAGCAGCAGCAGCAAAAGGAGCAGCAAUAG
Eimeria tenella is the source of this 342-nucleotide messenger RNA. RefSeq lists its product as uncharacterized. The record is from RefSeq and is a predicted model, not a curated record. Lineage: Eukaryota; Apicomplexa; Conoidasida; Eucoccidiorida; Eimeriidae. The transcript has 2 exons. Bases 1 to 342 code for a protein of 113 amino acids.